GGAAAGCAAGUGCUAGGCAAACCACGCAGUCGGAAACUUAGCGCGGUAAAGAGCGGUAGUUGAAGAAGUAGUUCUUAAGAUAAAACUCGAGUUGCAUUAUCUGUUAAGUACGGGAAAAAGUGUCUAAUAUUGACAAUUUUUUUGAAGAGACAGUAAUUAAGAAUUCUGCUCGCAUGAUAAAAUCUUUUAAUAUUCUGCAUGUAACAGUUUAAACAGAUAAAUAAAAUGACUGACUGAAACAAAAUGGACAUGACUUAAAGAAAAUGACAUAAGUUAAAGAAAUGAUGCUUUGGAUUUUACUUUUCUGCAAUUCAUUCGGACAUGUCAUUCUUAUUCCAGAAGCAAUUCAAAUGUUACGAAAUGAAGAAAAUUCUAAAGAGUAUACUUUGUUUGAAAAGUAAAUGCAAUUUAAGACGCAACUUUCCUUUCCUCGACGAGAGAAAAUGUUUCAAAAUCAUCUGUUUCCUUCUUUUUUGAUUAUGGAAAAGCCUUCUACAUCCGAAUUUAGUUAAAUGUGAACAUUUAUUGUUUUCGCUAUAGUCCUAAUUUUCAUCAAAAUAUGAAAGGAAAUAAAAGCAGAAUCUAGCUUCUCGAUUUCUAAUUUUAAAUCAAGUAUAUUCUAAAGAACGCUGUUAUCAAACAGAAAUCUGAAAAAAAUAACCAAACAUUGAAUGCAAUUAUACUGACUGGAAAAUUUUGAAAUGGUUAUCUGUUUUCAUUUUUCAUAAGACUAAGACUUUCAAAGCUAAAAUUAAAGUACUGAUUAUGUUUUGUUGACAAAAAGAAUUUUAUUGACUGGAUAUUAUGGAAAUAGCAAAUCGCUUAGCUUUUAGUAUAUGAAAAUUUCAUGCAUAUAAAUUUGUUAAAACCAACCUAGAUUCAAUAUUUUUUAAUCAUUUAAUUGAAAUACAGACCAAAAUGUCAGAAACGAAUGACAAUAAUUCCCCAACGGCUACUGAAGCAAGUAUGUUGUACUUGUGGACAACAAUGGUAAACAUAUCCAACGUCACUCACUCAUCCGAACAAAGCGCCCUGUUUUAUAACGACACAUUUUUCGAUGACGACAUUCAAGUUCCAAAAGCUGUCGAAGCACUCAUGUAUAUAAUGUACAUAGUGAUAUCCGUGGCUGCUAUUGGUGGAAACUUAACAGUGUGCUAUAUAGUGUUCGCAUAUCAAAGAAUGCGAUCUGUCACAAAUUUUUUCAUCGUCAACUUGGCAAUCGGAGACAUAUUGAUGGCCAGUCUUUGCAUACCUUUCGGAUUCGUCUCGAACUUGCUUUUGCAGUAUUGGCCAUUUGGUGCUGUCAUGUGCAUAGUGGUCAGUUAUGCUCAAGCGGUCUCUGUUUUCAUCAGCGCAUACACCCUGGUAGCUAUCAGCAUCGACAGAUACAUUGCCAUCAUCUAUCCGUUGAGACCUAGAAUGACCAAACUUCAAGCAAAGUUGAUUAUAGUGCUGGUGUGGUUUGUAGCUCUGUUGACCCCUUUGCCGACAGCACUCAUGUCGAAACUAGAUCAACCUCAAGAGUGGAUUGAGCGCAAUCUGACAGACCGGUACACUUGCAUGGAGGAUUGGGAAUCAAAUACUCACAGAUAUCAUUACAGCAUGGCCUUGAUGGUGCUUCAAUAUUUCUUUCCUUUGGCUGUUUUGAUCUACACAUACACUAGAAUAGCAGUUGUUGUUUGGGGUAAGCGUGCUCCCGGUGAAGCUCAAGAUGCCAGAGAUCAAAAGUUGGCAGCUUCGAAACGUAAAAUGAUAAAAAUGAUGAUAACAGUCGUUUCUGUGUUCACUCUGUGUUGGCUACCGCUUAACACUCUCAUAGUUGCGGGUGAUGAGCAUGACGUCAUCUGGCAGUUUGAGCAUAUACACUACGUCUGGUUUGUGUGCCAUUGGUUAGCUAUGAGCAGUGCGUCCUACAAUCCUAUCAUCUAUUGCUGGAUGAACUCCAAAUACAGAGAUGGAUUUCGUCAAGUCUUCAGCAAACUUUUCUGUAUUUCUGUUGAGAACAGUAAGUAUAGGACAUCUCUGAACAGAAAUGGUCUCAACAGAACUACAAUCUACACAAGUAUUCGUUCAUCUGGCAUUAGCAGAGACUCCAGUCUGAAAGGCUCCUUAAUAAUAAAAGGCUUAAAAGGCCAUUUUAGAACUGACAGCGGUGUUUCUUCUAUUUAUUCAGCUGAGCAGAAUGAAAGCUUGGCCAAAGCGCACUUAAAUGGUCAUUCAAAGGCAGACUCAGUGGUUUAAAUAUCUAAACCAGAGAUUCUCAAACAGUUUAUUCCAAAGGAUCUUAAAAAUUUGAGAAUUUCUUAUUGAUGUUCCAUUUUACUUUCGAAAUGUAAAUUAGAAUUCAGAUGUAAAAAAUAAAGCUAGAUCUGUAUUA
Molecule: messenger RNA, 2377 nt
Organism: Parasteatoda tepidariorum (common house spider)
Lineage: Eukaryota; Metazoa; Arthropoda; Arachnida; Araneae; Theridiidae
Product: RYamide receptor
Biological process (GO): G protein-coupled receptor signaling pathway
Cellular component (GO): neuron projection; plasma membrane
Molecular function (GO): neuropeptide binding; neuropeptide Y receptor activity
Source: RefSeq, a predicted model, not a curated record